Molecule: messenger RNA, 651 nt
Organism: Brettanomyces nanus
Lineage: Eukaryota; Fungi; Ascomycota; Pichiomycetes; Pichiales; Pichiaceae
Gene: ADK2
Product: Adenylate kinase 2
Exons: 1
Coding region: 1-651 (216 amino acids)
Biological process (GO): nucleobase-containing compound metabolic process
Cellular component (GO): cytoplasm; mitochondrion
Molecular function (GO): AMP kinase activity; ATP binding
Source: RefSeq, a predicted model, not a curated record
AUGUUGGGAGCUCCGGGCUCUGGUAAAGGAACGCUAACUUCCAGGCUCCUUAAAAAAGUGACUCAACUUAGCUCUAUCUCUACAGGAGACCUUCUUAGACAGGAAAUAGGACGCAAAUCAUCGAUGGGAAAAGUGGCUGAGGAGUACAUCAAGCAGGGUGCAUUACUUCCAGAUGAUUUCAUGGCCAAAUUUGUUACAGCUGAGCUUGGUACCAGAAACUGGCUCAACAAUAGGGCUUCUUUCCUUCUAGACGGCUUCCCCAGAACUGGGAAUCAGGCUGUGCAGCUUGAUAAUGAAUUGUUAAAACAUGAUUCCCGGAUCAAUUUGGUGGUGGAGUUGAACGUUCCUCCGGAGGUUAUUCUUGAAAGAAUAGACAACAGAUGGGUUCACGCUUCUUCAGGAAGAGUAUACAAUCUAAGCUACAACCCCCCUAAAGUUCCCUUCAAAGAUGAUAUAACUGGAGAACCCUUAACCAAGAGGUCCGACGACAACCCGGAAAUCUUUAAGGUGAGAUUAGACAAGUAUUUUGAGCAAUUGAAGUCAAUAAAGGAAUUUUAUCAGCAACAGGGUGUGUUCAGUACCGUUUCAGGUGACACUUCUGACAUUAUCUUCCCCAAAUUACUACAAUUAGUGGAGAGCAAAUUCACGUGA